This is a messenger RNA of Chaetomium globosum CBS 148.51, 684 nucleotides long. RefSeq lists its product as uncharacterized. The record is from RefSeq and is a predicted model, not a curated record. The coding region runs from base 1 to 684 and encodes 227 amino acids. The transcript has 2 exons. Lineage: Eukaryota; Fungi; Ascomycota; Sordariomycetes; Sordariales; Chaetomiaceae.
AUGACAGUCCAGCAAGGGCCGGUGCUCGUGGCUGAGAUGCAAGCCCAGACGUUUCGGGACUUGGAGACAAAGAAGAGCUCGGUCGUGGUAUCCGAAACCAAGGCCAAGGUUGCCGUACCAAACCACAGCCAGGAUAGAUACCUUGUUGUCUCGCCAUACCAUGAGCAGGAACACCUCCUAGAUCUCGAAACCCUCGAUAUCGAGAACCAACUUCUCGCCAUUUCCUUGACCAAGAUGGAAUGCCUACGCCAGGACUAUGCCACGGCGCCGUACGUCCAAACAUUCAACUGGGAGGAGGUCAUCGAAACGCUCCGGGCGCUAGCCGGGAGGCUCAACCAUACUUGGAGGAAGACUUUCUUCUUCGUGGUUGCUUUCCGUUCUCGCAUACCACCGACAACGGUGUAUGCUGAGCUCGGUACGCUUGACAAGGCGGCUCAUGCCGAGGCCACCGCAAGCGGCGGCUUUUUGAAGUAUUGGUUUGGGACUCCCGACGCCGAGGGCCGCAACUUGGCGACCUGCAUCUGGAGAUCUCAGGAUGACGCAAGGAAAGGAGGUAUUGGCCCGGCGCAUCGCAAGGCGGCUGGUGCUGCUCGGUCCUUGUAUUCUUUCUGGAAAAUAGACCGCCUCAAGCUGACCGUCGAGGAUGGUGUCAAGGACUGGGCGAUCACGGCUUGGGAUGAGUGA